Rhagoletis zephyria (snowberry fruit fly) is the source of this 1052-nucleotide messenger RNA. RefSeq lists its product as uncharacterized. The record is from RefSeq and is a predicted model, not a curated record. Lineage: Eukaryota; Metazoa; Arthropoda; Insecta; Diptera; Tephritidae.
ACGCUAAGUUGAAACAUUUUUAAAUCUAAAUUGCACAACAUUAAAUCAAUAUUGAAACAACAUUGAGCAAAAUUGCAAUGCAUUGAAUCAAUAAGAAUCAUUAUUAAAUCAAUACCUAUGGCAACAUUUUAAAUCAAUCAGCUGAUUCGUUCUUUGCUGCAAAUUAUUUCACGUGCUUGAAAAAAUGUCGAUUAAAUUAAAUUUAAAAGACGGUGUUUUAUCCACCGAAAAUGGUGAAAUUGUUACAAUUAUGGAAGAACAAAGCGCAAUUGUUCAAGAAUUUGCACUCGAGAAUGUGAAUUUUACUGAAAGUGACCAAAAUAAUGUGUCCAUCGAUGAAGCCAAUGACGAAGAAGAUAGAAAAAAGCUGGUCGAAUGGCUGAACGAUCAUGGAUUAGCAAAAGUUUUGGUGUACCUUCAAAGCAAGUUUGUCUAUUAUUAUUAAUAUUAACAAAUUCUAAUUUUAAAUAUGUAUAUAUAUAUAUAAGUGUAGAUGCGCAGGUAACUUUUGACAGCCUUCAGUAUCUAGAAAAGGAUGACAUAAAGGAGGCUAUUCCACCGAUUGGCCUCCGGGCAAAAUUUCGUAGCAAGCUCUUUGAAUGGAGAAAGAAAGAGUUUGGUAUUGAAUGUGAAGAAGAAGAUUCGUUAAGGUCGGACAUUCUAAAAUGGGUGAAACAAAGCAGCUUUAAAGUUCAUCUCCAGCGCCAUCCCCUCUUCAAGAUAUACCCAAUGUCCAUGGCUGUCUUAAUAAAGAUUUAUCAAGUCUUUUGGAUGAAACUGCUAAGGGAAGAGCCCUACUAGAAGUGUACGCCACUAAGCAGUGCUUUAAAAACGCAAACCGUGACGUACUCAUCAACAUAAUUGUGGAGCAUAUAAUUUUUCAGAACGUCCACUUGAGGCCUAACGAUUUCGCUGCCGUUGUCUCGGAGAUUUGCGCACUAUUCCCAAAAGAAAGCCUCGCUCGGGUAAGGAUUUAUACAGGGCUGUUCAUACUUUAAAUGCAAUCAAGCAGGACAUUUUUGUAAAAAAAACACCCCUCACGGUUUUUGGAG